UGAGUGCGGAGUCAGGGUGCACUGGGUUGGGGACACGGAGCUGUGCGGCUGCGAGGGGUGUGUGUGCAGAGUGGUGACCUGGACGAGGCUCGGUGGGUGGUAAAACCAUGACUCAAACGCCUGGUCUUACUGCCUCCCUUGCCGCCUGUGUAAAUGAGGCCUUACAGCUCCAUCCACAACAAUACAAAUUAAACAAUUUGGCUUUAGAUUUAUUUGUGAGAAGUCAGCUAAUUUUAUCGCUCCUCUGGUGAAAGUGCGUUGGUGGGUCACAACAUGAGCCAAUGGGACUCCCUGUUGAACUUAACUGGACCCUUCAAGGACCACCUCCUAGGACUCUACAGUGACCCGAUUCUACCAGUGGAGGUGCGGCAGUAUUUGGCACCAUGGAUUGAAUCACAAGACUGGAAGCUGGCAGCAAGAGAUCCGUCGUUGGCCAGUGUCCACUUCCAGAAUCUCUUGGAGCAUCUAGACUUGCAGUAUAAUCAUUUUUCCCAGAGGCAGGAAUUGCUGCAAGUGCACAAUCUGCGCAAAUUCAAGUAUGAUAUACAGCAACGAUACCAGGAAACGCCACAUCAUCUCGCAGAACAGAUCCGUAAUAUUCUGCAGCUGGAGAAAAAUAUUCUCUUAGAAGCCCAAGAAAUGGAGAACCAAAAUGAGCAACAGUCGCAAGUACCAAUGGAGAUAGGACAGCAAUAUGAAAUUGAGCAACGAGUUAGUAAAGUAAAAGAACGAAUCCAGUCUGUAGAUCAGGAAGUUAAAUUUCUAGAAGAGCAGCAAGAAAUUUUUGACUUCAGAUGGAAAACGUUCCAGACAGAAAGGUCUUCAAAUCUCCCACCUGAGUAUGUUAAGAAAAAGACAAUAGAGCUGCAAGUUCAACUGAAUGAGCUGGACCGAAAACGCAAGGAGGUCCUGAGCCAGAUUAAAGAGCUUCUCGGGCUUUGUGAGACCCUUCAUGGUUUUCUACAGAAAGAAUUGACUGACUGGCUUCAGAGGCAAAAGUUAGAAUGCAUUGGAGCUGGCACAGACACCUGUCUGAAGCACCUGGAAGGCUGGAUCACAAGGACAGUAGAAGUAUUUUUCCAUCUGAGGCGUCUUCUUCGUCUUUUAAGUGACCUUGCAAUUUUGUUAACUUAUGAAGGUGACCUUCUGAAGACUGAGCCAGAAACCUUGCAGUGUAGGCUACAUGAAAUGUUGUGUAGUCUGCUACAAAUAUCUUUUGUGGUAGAUAAACAGCCAACUAUGCCGUACCCUUGUAAGCGAGCAUUGGUUUUGAAGACCAGCCAACAAUUCUCUGUGAGAGCCAGACUGCUUGUGAAUCUUCCUGAACUCCAGAACAACAUGAAGGCUUUAUGCACAAUUGAUAAGAAUCCACCUGAUAACAAAGGAUUUCGUAAAUUUAAUUUGCUUGGAUCGUCAGACAAGUCUAUAGAAAAUGUUCAGCAAGGAGGACUAAUGGUGGAGUACAAACAUUUGAUGCUGAAGGAACAAAAGGCUGGAGUUGGAGGAAAAGGUAGUAAAGGUGGACCACUGAGCGUAAUUGAGGAGUUGCACAACAUUACAUUUACAACAAAGUUCGAAUACGAAGGGAUCGAAUUGACUUUAGAGGCUGUUACCUUACCAUUUGUUGUGAUCUCCAACCUCAUUCAGUUCUCAGGAGCAUGGGCCUCAGUGCUUUGGUUUAAUUUGUUGAGCCCAGACCCAAAGGUAAAAGUCUCUCUGAAGGAUGUGAACUUUUUUUCCAACCCCCCAGCUGCCCCUUGGUCUCUCCUAGCUAAUGCCCUGAGCUGGCAGUUUUCCUGCUGCACCAAGCGAGGUUUGAAUAAAGACCAGCUACAAAUGUUGGAAAAGAAACUAUGUGGUACAGUAGGUGAAGAAGGGAAUGCUGUGACAUGGACCAAGUUCUCAAAAGAAACCAUGCCCAGAUUUUCCUUCACCUUUUGGGUAUGGUUUGAUACCAUUGUGGCACUUGUCAAAUCACAUCUAGAGAACAUUUGGAACGAUGGCCAUGUUAUGGGAUUUGUGAGCCGCAGCGUGGAGGACUCUCUUUUGAAGACCAUGCAACAGGGCACUUUCCUGCUUCGCUUUAGUGAGAGCAUUCGUGAUGGUGGCAUCACAUGUUCCUGGGUGGACCACCAGUGUGAUGGAAGCUACGCUAUCCGCUCUGUGCAGCCAUACACAAAGAAGGAGCUAUCGCACAUCCCCCUCACUGAAAUUAUUCGCAACUACCAACUUUUAGCAGAAGAAAACAUUCCGGAAAACCCACUGAAAUAUCUCUACCCUAACGUCCCCAAGGAUGAUGCCUUUGGGGAGUACUAUGAACAGAGAAGUGAGAUAACACUGGAAUAUCAGAAGUACAUGAAGCGAAGGCUAAUCAUUGUUUCUGAACGGAACAUAGAUGAUUCACAGAGCAGUAUUGCUUCUGGAACUCCACAACACUCUGCUGAAACCCCACAACACUCUGCUGAAACCCCACAGUAUGACCCUGAUACACCCUUGAGCUACCCCUUUCAGGACUUUGAUGCACUUGGAACUGAAUUGGUGAAUCAGUUAUUUAGUAGUAGUCUUGAUCCACAGAACAAUAUUGCUGCUGGUAGGGCACAGUACUUCCCCGAAGCAGCAGUACAUAAUUAUCCACCUGGAACACCACAUAGUUCCAGGAUAGAAGAUUUCCUUAUAGAUCAAAGCAGUGACCCUAUGCUUUCAGGACUGCAAGGGGAAUCUAGCGAGUUGAACCAGGACACAUUCAAUGCUUAUCAGUGAUGCAAUGUGUUUACUGCAUCCUUGGUCUUUACAAUGGAGGUGCACUUCUCCUGUAUACAUGCACACAGGUGAUGACCAGUGCAGUAACUUAUUACAUUAUAAGCAGCUAAGUGAAUGAAGCUUUGGGUAUUAAAACUGUAAAAUCGAUUAAAUUAAAAAAAAAAAUGGUAAUAAGAGACACUCAGAAUGAAGUUCAGUAGUUAAUAGGAACCAGUCUGUUAUCGUCUUUUAACAGUUGUGUAGUCGGAAUAAUUCAGGUUUAUUGCGAUUGGAAACUGCACAGCAGCGCUGGCUUUAUAAGUGAUUUAGCUUCCAUGAUCGUAGGCACAUAUAAUGGAUAAGGAAUAGACACAGAGUGACUUUAUAUUAAAGCUCAUACAAAUCAAAUUGGAUAGAGCCUUUCUCCAGCCCUGUUGUAUAGGGACCUGGGGUGACUUCUAAUGAUCUCAGAAGGCUGAUUGCAGUUGGCUAGUUAGUUAUUCUUUUUUUUUUUUUUUUUUUUUUGCAAGAAAGUAGUUUUUUCUCUUUUGCUUGUUUCUCGAAUGCAUCAUGGAGGAGAAACGUGGAUACAUUUUAGGGGGGUUUUGUGCAAUAUGUUUGAAUAGGAAAAAAUACAUGCUAAUAUAUUUUUUUUUAAAAUGACAUGGCUAGAGAGUAGCUUCUUAGCAGCAUUAUGUGUUAACAUGCCUCAGUAGGUAUUACUGCCUUGGCCCAUCACAGAGUCAAACAAUCGAUCAACUUGGGGUCCCCUGUAGUUUAUUAAGGUAAAAGGCUUUGCACUCCAUGCUGUAUUCCAGUUAGCAGGAUUUCACGAUUCUAACUGCAGAAACUGAAAUAUGUUCAGACAAUGUGGUUUAAUACUGCUUGCUUAUAAGAAUUAUUUGUUCUACAUUAUUAAAGAAGCCUAUUCAUUUAAA
Molecule: messenger RNA, 3677 nt
Organism: Rana temporaria (common frog)
Lineage: Eukaryota; Metazoa; Chordata; Amphibia; Anura; Ranidae
Gene: STAT2
Product: signal transducer and activator of transcription 2
Exons: 25
Coding region: 274-2760 (828 amino acids)
Biological process (GO): regulation of cell population proliferation; response to peptide hormone; type I interferon-mediated signaling pathway
Molecular function (GO): DNA-binding transcription factor activity, RNA polymerase II-specific; RNA polymerase II cis-regulatory region sequence-specific DNA binding
Source: RefSeq, a predicted model, not a curated record